Messenger RNA from Chanos chanos (milkfish), 1128 nucleotides. RefSeq names its product ST8 alpha-N-acetyl-neuraminide alpha-2,8-sialyltransferase 3 (gene st8sia3). The record is from RefSeq and is a predicted model, not a curated record. NCBI's taxonomy places the organism in Eukaryota, Metazoa, Chordata, Actinopteri, Gonorynchiformes, Chanidae. Gene Ontology annotation, molecular function: alpha-N-acetylneuraminate alpha-2,8-sialyltransferase activity. The coding region runs from base 1 to 1128 and encodes 375 amino acids. The transcript is spliced from 4 exons. Gene Ontology annotation, biological process: oligosaccharide metabolic process; N-glycan processing.
AUGGUCCGCAUAGUUAGCGUGCUGGGCUUGGUUAUGUUCAGUGUGGCUCUGCUCAUUUUGUCAUUGAUCAGCUACGUGUCAAUAAAAAAAGAUUUUAUCUUCGCUGCCCCUAAAUAUGCAAAUUCGGGAGGUCCACGGAUGUAUAUGUUUCAUGCCGGAUUCCGGUCCCAGCUGGCAAUGAAAUUCUUGGAUCCAGCGUUUACGCCACUGAAUAACGCUCUGAAUGAAAACCUACAGGAUAAGUCAUCCAAAUGGAAGUUUAAUAAAACAGCGUUUGUAGAGCAAAGCAAAGAAAUUGCUCAAUACAUCGACGUACCUCACAACUUCACGCUGACCAAGAACAGUGUGCGGGUGGGUCAGCUGAUGCACUAUGACUACUCCAGCCACAAGUAUGUCUUCUCCAUCGGGGAGAACUUCAGGUCUCUGCUUCCGGACACUUCCCCCGUCCUGAACAAGCAUUUCAACACUUGUGCUGUAGUGGGCAACAGCGGUAUACUCAUGGGCAGUCGCUGUGGCUCAGACAUCGACAAAUACGACUUUGUCUUCCGCUGUAAUUUCGCACCCACCGAAGUCUUCCGCAGGGACGUGGGGCGACGGACCAACCUGACCACCUUUAACCCCAGCAUUCUGGAGAAAUACUACAACAACCUGCUGACCAUUCAGGACCGUAACAACUUCUUCCUCAGUCUGAAGAAGCUGGAUGGGGCCAUUCUGUGGAUCCCUGCGUUUUUUUUCCACACCUCAGCCACCGUUACACGCACGCUGGUUGACUUCUUUGUGGAGCACAAGGGCCAACUGAAAGUGCAACUAGCUUGGCCAGGCAACAUUAUGCAGUAUAUAAACAGAUACUGGAAGACAAAGCAGCUUUCUCCUAAGCGUCUGAGUACCGGGAUUCUCAUGUACACGCUGGCCUCUUCCCUGUGUGAUCAGAUUCACCUGUAUGGUUUCUGGCCUUUUGGCUGGGACCCCAACACAGGCAAGGAGUUACCAUAUCAUUACUACGACAAGAAGGGCACCAAAUUUACCACCAAGUGGCAGGAGUCCCACCAGCUGCCCACUGAGUUUAAGCUUCUGUUUAAAAUGCACACUGAGGGACUGCUGAAGCUGAGCCUCUCCCACUGUGCCUAG